This is a messenger RNA of Austrofundulus limnaeus, 1336 nucleotides long. It is a transcript of the gene etfa, whose product is annotated as electron transfer flavoprotein subunit alpha. Gene Ontology annotation, cellular component: mitochondrion. Gene Ontology annotation, biological process: fatty acid beta-oxidation using acyl-CoA dehydrogenase. NCBI's taxonomy places the organism in Eukaryota, Metazoa, Chordata, Actinopteri, Cyprinodontiformes, Rivulidae. The coding region runs from base 76 to 1077 and encodes 333 amino acids. Gene Ontology annotation, molecular function: electron transfer activity; flavin adenine dinucleotide binding. The record is from RefSeq and is a predicted model, not a curated record. The transcript has 12 exons.
GUCAGAAGACCUUUAGCACGCAUCAAGUCCUCUUCUGUCGGCAGCAGCACGAAGAAGAAACGUYCAGAGGCAAAUAUGAACAGAGUAUUAAACAGAACUACCCUGAAGAAUUUGACCGGUUUUAUCCAGAGGUUUCAGAGCACCUUGGUGGUUGCAGAACACAACAAUGACAAGUUGACCCCCAUUACUCUCAAUGCCAUCACUGCUGCCAGUAAACUGGGUGGAGAUGUGACAUGUCUGGUUGCUGGGACAAACUGUGCAAAGGUUGUAGAGCAGAUCAGCAAAGUUCAGGGAGUGAAGAAGAUUCUGGUGGCCCAACAUGAGUCCUACAAAGGUGGCUUGCCAGAGGAGUUGACUCCACUUAUCCUGGAAACACAGAAGCAAUUUAACUUCACUCAUAUCUGUGCCGGAGCAUCUGCUUUUGGAAAAAACCUACUUCCUAGAGUUGCUGCCAAGCUGGAUGUUGCCCCAGUUUCAGAUAUUAUUGAAAUUAAGUCCCCAGAUACUUUUGUCAGGACCAUCUACGCAGGAAAUGCCCUCAGCACUGUGAAAUGUAACGAGACAGUCAAAGUCUUCAGCGUCAGAGGGACGGCGUUUGAGGCAGCGCCUACAGAAGGAGGAGGUGCUGCAUCGGAAGAAGUGGCCCCCCCUCCUCCCACCGGAAUUUCUGAGUGGAUCGAACAGAAUUUGACAAAGAGCGAGCGACCAGAGCUGACAAGUGCCAAGGUCGUCGUGUCUGGAGGAAGAGGCCUGAAGAGUGGGGAGAACUUUAAGCUGCUUUAUGACCUUGCAGACAAACUGAAUGCUGCUGUUGGUGCAUCCAGAGCUGCAGUGGAUGCUGGUUUUGUCCCUAAUGACAUGCAGGUCGGACAGACCGGCAAGAUUGUAGCACCGGAGUUGUACAUUGCAGUUGGUAUCUCUGGAGCUAUCCAACACCUGGCUGGAAUGAAAGAUAGUAAGACUAUUGUUGCCAUCAACAAGGACCCAGAGGCUCCCAUUUUCCAGGUGGCUGACUACGGUCUGGUGGCCGAUCUUUUCAAGGCCGUACCUGAGAUGACAGAGGCACUGAGCAAGUGAGACGAAACAAAGCACUGAUGCUUCAUCACACAGCUGGAACCACAGAGCGACCACAGCAAACAGCUCAGCCCCAAAUGUCAGUUUCUUUAUGAACCCUGCGAAUACUAAAUGACUAAGUUGUACUUUUUACUGUGAUUUCAGUAGUACAUGUUGUAAUUUCUAUUUAAUAACCUGGUACAGUGCCUAACUUUUGUUUUAACUCGAAUGUGUACAGUUCUUAAAGAGGAGCAAAACAUUAAAUUUGAUGACUUAAAACUUA